Messenger RNA from Ceutorhynchus assimilis (cabbage seed weevil), 1642 nucleotides. The record is from the annotation of a GenBank genome assembly. Lineage: Eukaryota; Metazoa; Arthropoda; Insecta; Coleoptera; Curculionidae.
GUUUAUUGCUAGAAAAUUAAUUGCAGAAGGAACAAAGUUUUGUUAAAUUAAAUUCCAUAUAUACUCAGUUGGAACGUUGAUACUGAUAUAUUAAUUUACGAUGAUCUUAGCUAUUUGGGUGUUUCUAUAUUUAACCCUAACAGCCUGCACCUUAGCGAUCCUGUUAUACAUACAAAAAUACUACAAAUAUUGGGAAAAACGUAAGGUACCUAUAGAAAGCAAUUUCUUUCUUGCCAACAAUAUUUACAGCGUUUUCUCUGGAAAACUACAUUUUGGGAAAUUUUUAAUUGAACUAUAUCAAUCACACCCAGAGGAUCCAUAUUUUGGAUUUUAUAUAUUGGGCAAGCCAUAUCUUUUCAUUAGAUGUCCAAAUAUAAUAAAAGGUAUAGGUAAAAAUCAUCAAUACUUUCAAGAUAGAAGCUUUUUCUGUGACGAAAAAGUGGAUCCGGUAGUUUCGAAAUCACUUUUCAUUGCUAAAAAUCCUGGAUGGAGAGAUUCCAGACAAAAGCUUAGCACUCUAUUUUCGCCAGCAAAAUUUAAAGCUAUGGUUCCGAUGAUUCUAUCCCAUUGUGAAAAAAUGAAUAUAUUUUUAAAACGAUAUAACAAUCAUGUUAUCAAUGUACAAGAAACUGCCGAAAAUCUUAUGACCAAUGUGCUGCCUCAUAUAUUUCUUGGAAUCGAUAGCCAAUGUGAAUACAAUACAAAUGAUAAUGUAAUAAAGGAAGCUAUUAAGAAUAUGUUUGGCAAAGGAUGGUACCAGGGAGUAGCAUUUUUCCUUUAUGCGUUUGUACCAAAACUUGUUGGCGUUUUGAAAUGUUCUCUCUUGCAUGACGAUUUUAUCAAAACAAUUGUUAAAGAUGUUAUAGAAAGCUAUAAAGAUACUAGACACACUAGAGGAACUAGAGUGAUCGAUACACUCGCAAAUCUUGAUAAUAAUAUGAAUCAGAAAACAAAAGAAUAUUUUGACGAAAAUUGGUUAGUAGCUCAAUCAUCAACAUUAGCUAUUGCAGCUUUUGUACCAACAUCUUCAUUUUUUGCUCUCAGUCUGUAUGAGCUAAGCCUUAACCAAGAAUGCCAAGAAAAACUCAGAGAAGAAAUUUUUGAACAUAUUCGGGACGAAAAUUUCGAUAUAUAUGACAGAAUUAUGGAAAUGAAAUAUUUAAAUAUGGUAGUUGCAGAAGUCCUGAGGAUUUAUCCUCUGGGUGAUUUCGUGAACAGAAAUUGCAACAGAGACUACGUCAUAGAAGCAACUGGUUUGAGAAUUGAAAAGGGAACCCCCAUUAUGAUCUCUAUUAAUGCCAUGCACACUGAUCCAAAAUUCUAUCCUGAUCCAUUCAGAUUUGAUCCCGAAAGAUUUAAAAAUGGAACUAAAGAAUUAGAAAAUGCUGGAGUAUAUCUUCCCUUCGGAUGUGGUCAGAGAAGAUGUUUGGGCGAAAGAUUUGCACCAGUAGUCAUUAAAAUAGCCCUGGUAGAGGUGUUGAGAAAAUUCAAAUUUGAACCUUGUAAUGAAACAGAAAGGCCAGUAAUUUUUGAUAGUCAAGUGAUAAAUACUUCUCCAUUAAAUGGAGUGAAACUACGUAUAUAUAAAUUGUGAAAAUGUAUUUAUUUUUAUUUUUAGCUUUGAAUAAAUGUUUUCUCCGUC